Messenger RNA from Rhodamnia argentea, 2235 nucleotides. RefSeq lists its product as uncharacterized. NCBI's taxonomy places the organism in Eukaryota, Viridiplantae, Streptophyta, Magnoliopsida, Myrtales, Myrtaceae. The transcript has 2 exons. The record is from RefSeq and is a predicted model, not a curated record. The coding region runs from base 1 to 2235 and encodes 744 amino acids.
AUGAACAAUCGUAAUGCUGGGACUGCUAGAGGGGGAGCAGCACAAGAAGACCCCCAAGUAGAUGGAUUGCUACGAGCAUUGGAAGCUUUGGGUGAUAUAGUUGGGCAGCAAGUGAGGAAUCAAGCUGCCACCACCGCCGCUCCACCCGAGGACCCGUUAGUUGGAAACGGGAAUGGUGGCCAACUAAUGCAUAAGAUGGUGAAGCAAUUCCUGGACCUCAAGCCGCUAAAAUUUUCUGGAGUUGGCGAUCCCGAGGCUGCCACUCACCGGAUAAAGGAACCGGAGAAAGCUUUUGCACUGCUGAGGUGCAAUGAGGAGGACAAGGUGACAUUGGCGGUCUAUCGGUUGCAAGGGAAUGCCAUCACCUGGUGGCAAGCUACACAAGGUAGAGUUUUCCCCGAAGGUACGAUCCCGGUGUGGCAUGUCUUCGUGGAGGCGUUUAAUAAUAAGUAUUUCUCCGAGUGUGCUCGGGAGCGUAAGAUGGCGGAAUUCAUGCGCCCGCGCCAAAACCGGAUGUCCGUAGACCAGUAUGAGGCUAAGUUUUCUGAGCUAUCUAUGUAUGCACCUAGAAUGGUGGAAGAUCUUGUGGACGGAGCAAGAAGGUUUAGAGAUGGGUUGAAACCAGAGUCGAAGGAUCGGUUGGUGCCGUUGAACUUGAAAGACUACAAUGAGCCGUACGAAAGGGCCCAGCUGAUCGAGAGAAAUAUGAUAGAGAGGGCUGCUGCAUCCGGAUCACGGUUUGUACCCUCUGGUAGAAAUGAGCGUAGAUUUGCAAAAGGCCAAUGUUGGGAGGAAGGUCGACCAUCCCACCUAACCGGAGGAAUGCUGUGGGAAAGCCGGCUCCCGCAAGGAGGACAACCGUGUAGGAAUACGCAGCAUAAUUACGAGAGCCGACCUCCGGCGCAAGGAAGAGUUUUUGCGGUAUCCGGGGAAGAGGCGAAGGAUUCGCCGACCGUUACUGGCACGGUCUUCUUACAUGAUCAUAUAGCAUAUGCGUUGUUUGAUCCCGGAGCCACGCACGCCUUUGUUGCUGAGCAGUUUGUUAAAUUAGUUGGGUUGAGUCCGAAAUCGCUGGGAACGGUCUUUAAGAUAUCCACGCCGCUAAAAGAUAGUGUAAUAUCUGCAGUAGGUUGUCCUGAUUGUAAGUUGACAAUAGGUGGUCACGAAGAAGUGAUAGAUCCGAUUGUCUUUGAAAUGUAUGAUUUUGAUGUGAUUGUCGGUAUGGAUUGGCUUACAAAACAAAGAGCCACAAUGGAUUGCUAUCAUAAGGCAAUUCGGUUUAACCCGCUAAAUGGGGUUAGUUUUGAGUUUAUUGGUAGUCGAGGUGGAACAUCGACUUUGUUGGUUUCGUCGCAGAAAGCGACUCGUUUGUUGGAAAGUGGCUGUCAAGGAUAUUUGGCGAUUGUAGUUAACACAUCUGUUGAGGAGCCAAGGAUGGAAGACAUCACAAUUGUGUGCGAUUUUCCCGAUGUGUUUCCCCAAGAGUUGCCAGGUUUGCCACCAAAUAGGGAGAUCGAGUUUGUGAUUGAGUUAAUCUCUGGAACGGAGUCGAUUUCUAAAGUUCCGUAUAGGAUGGCAUUAUCGGAACCGAAGGAGCUGAAGGUGCAAUUGCAGGAAUUGUUGGAUAAGGGUUUUGUCCGCCCUAGUGCGUCACAAUGGGGAGCACCCGUAUUGUUUCUGAGGAAAAAGGAUGGAUCGUUGCGGCUGUGCAUAGAUUACGCAUGCCUUAAUCGAGUGACGAUCAAGAAUAAAUAUCCGUUGCCAAGGAUUGACGAUUUGUUCGACCAGCUUCAAGGAGCUUCGGUAUUUUCCAAGAUCGACUUACGGACGGGAUACCAUCAAUUGAGGAUUCGGAAGGAGGAUAUACCGAAAACGGCAUUUAGGACGCGUUAUGGUCACUAUGAGUUCACCGUAAUGUUGUUUGGUCUAACAAAUGCGCCCGCUGCUUUUAUGGACUUAAUGAAUAGGGUGUUUAAGGAGUAUUUGGACAGAUUCGUCAUAGUGUUUAUUGACGAUAUCUUAGUGUAUUCGAGGAGUUAUAAGGAUCAUGAGCAGCAUUUGAGGACGAUAUUACGGACUCUUCGAGACCAUCGGUUGUACGCCAAGUUUAGUAAAUGCGAGUUUUGGUUGACUCGUGUGGCAUUCUUAGGCCAUGUGGUAUCCGGUGAAGGAAUUUCUGUUGAUCCGGCUAAGAUCGAAACGGUAACGGAUUGGCCGAGGCCUACGACAGAAUAA